AUGGGCCACACACUGAGAGCUACAACACUGGUACACCUCCCACCAGAGCUUUUGUACCUUAUACUGUCACCUCUUGACGCAUACGACCUAGUACGGGUACGACAGACGUGCAAAGCGCUGAAAGUUAUGAUCGACAAUUCGGAGAUGUUACAAUAUGUUAUCGACCUCAGCUAUUUCCAAAUGAUUCCAAUGGGAACCUCCGAAAUGGAUGUCCCACCAGCUACAUGCCGCAAACGACUGAGACAACAUGACGCUGCAUGGCAACGCUUCGAGUACAAGCAGAAGUGCACGCUCCCCUCAAUGAUGCUGGGUCCUAUAUUUGAAUUUUUGGGUGGUGUAUACGGCUCUGCUGGGGAAGGCUGCAUCCACUUUACGCGUCUACCAUCCGCGACUGAUUCCAAUGAUCUACAUUGCUGGAGUCACCCUGUUGACGCCACGACCUCGGUGGACUUCACUUUCUGUGCUGCGCAAGAUCUACUUGUCGUGGUGGCAUAUUCACCAGACCCCCGGACUCAUGCAUACGAUAUCCAUCUGAGGUCACUGACAACAAACGACGUUCACACCGAUGCAGCGCAACCAAUCCUGAAGGCACUCGACAAGGAUAUCAUUGACCGCGAAAUAAUCCAAUCCACCAGCCCUGUGAGCGUCCAAAUCAUGGGGAACUACAUUAGUAUGCUGCUGUGGGGUGUUGUGGUAAAUGAGGGCAUGGUCGGAGACUAUAUGCAAAUGUGGUUCAUUCUUUGGUUUCACAAUGGUAUCAACGACUGCUCCUUCAUUGCAGAGGAUAAAUUCCUCGUGCUUGAUUCCCGAGGGACCGUGGAGAUAUAUCACGUUGCCGACAAAUCGAAGCCCCCUCAAUGCACCGCGAAAUUCUUUUUGCCUUCUCUCAUGAAUCACGUUUCAUACACAGAGGCAUUCGCGGGCGAAAAUAUAAUUCCUGGCUCCAUGCCUCCAUAUUCUCGAAAGUCCUAUCAACCUUCAUGUUCAUUUCACCCCAGUACGAACGAUCAACUCAUAGCCAUUCAUGUCUCCGUCACUGGGACAAUGGAUACGAACACAUUCGAUAUCCACCGCUAUAGCUUCUUUAUCCUGCGCAGUGCCAUUCUAGAACUCGAAAGUUUAUUCGCCAGGACUUACGGCCAACCGACCUUGAAUGGUCCCAAGUUGCUUUGGUCAACGUGGGGGCCACAGCAUACGACGUGGUUCCGGGUUCAAAGGAAUGAGGACUGGCAGUCUUCACUCUAUGGUUUCCGUGUUGUUGAGCCCAUCAGCGACCCUUUUGAAGUGUCACGCGAGUCCCGACGGUUACGCAUCAGGGAUUUCAAUCCACACAUCGCUCGGAAUUAUCACGCCCAAGAUAAAUUAGACUGGCGUGGUCGACUUGUGGAAGGCGAGCUGACUAGUACCAUUUCUUGCCCAUUUACGGAACCGCUAGGAUCUGCGCUGCCUUAUCGCGAGAUCGUUAGCGAGGGGUUGUUUGAUGUGGACGAUACUUUAAUGGACGAAAGUAGAAUUUUGCUACUGAAAAAGGAUGAAUUUGAAGAAUUGCAACAGAUCGACGUAUUGGUAUUCUGA
This is a messenger RNA of Suillus subaureus, 1575 nucleotides long. RefSeq lists its product as uncharacterized. The record is from RefSeq and is a predicted model, not a curated record. The transcript has 5 exons. Lineage: Eukaryota; Fungi; Basidiomycota; Agaricomycetes; Boletales; Suillaceae. Bases 1 to 1575 code for a protein of 524 amino acids. Gene Ontology annotation, molecular function: protein binding.